Molecule: messenger RNA, 4096 nt
Organism: Carassius gibelio (silver crucian carp)
Lineage: Eukaryota; Metazoa; Chordata; Actinopteri; Cypriniformes; Cyprinidae
Product: myosin light chain kinase family member 4-like
Exons: 14
Coding region: 223-2253 (676 amino acids)
Biological process (GO): intracellular signal transduction; positive regulation of apoptotic process; protein phosphorylation
Cellular component (GO): cytoplasm; nucleus
Molecular function (GO): protein serine/threonine kinase activity; ATP binding
Source: RefSeq, a predicted model, not a curated record
CACUCGCACACUAGCCAAUAGGAAGAUGCAUGACCCCUAUAAAAAGCAUCGGUUUUGAAGCUGAAGACACCAGAACGAGAGAGCAAGAGAAUUAGAAGGAAAACAAAUGAACUGUAGGUUGGGAUGCAUUUUCAAGGGGACGUGAAGAAAAUAAACUAAACUUCUAAUUGUUUUAAAAUGUCAUCAUGAGCGUUAAUCUUGUCAAGUCUCUUGCUCGGGUUUAUGACUCCAAACCACUUCAUGCUCAGAAACGAUCGAAUGGUGGAAGAGCCACAGCAAGAACAGCUUCCCUUUCUGCUUUCUACCUCAUACAAAUGUCCAUCUUCACCACUUCCUGAUAAGCCUUCUUCAAAAUCCUCCACAUCUUCUGCUCUCGUACAUAUUGAAGUACAAGUUAGUGAUCUGAAUGAUAAGAUGGACAGCAUCCUCACCCUGCAGGAAGCGUCUCUACUGGAUACUAUCGGUCAAGAUCAAGGCACAGCUACAGGUGGGCGAAGUGUGGAGCAGAUGUUGUGUGACGUGCGUGUUGUUAUAGAAGCUGUUCGAGAGAAGGAGGAACAACAGGAUCAGCGACUUGAAUCUUUGGAGCGACUGGUCAGCGGCAUUCAGCAGGUUGUCAGUUUUGUUGCUGAAGUGUUGAAACGCUCAAGAUCGGCGGGUCUCUUGAAAAACACACACUCAAGAUCCAGCUGUAGGUUUAGAGAAAAGGAUGGUAGUGAUAAAUCUAAAGUGUACCAAAAGGGGUCGAAAACCCAGAAGAAAAAGAAACCACUGGAUGCAUCAGACUUAUUCCAGGCUGGUUUUGAAGAAGUGCAGAACCAACAGAACAAUCAGCUUUCUCAAAGCACAGCUGCACAUCUGGAUCUUAUUGAAGAGGAGCAAGAAGUAGACAAAUACAGGGAAGGAAAGGAUGGCAAACAACAGACUGCAGUGGAAGAAGAGGCAAAAGAGCAAGCAAUUGUUGCUGAAUUAUUUCAGAUAAAAGAGGAGGAUAAAAAGGAGGAAGAGAAUAGGUUAAAGAAAGAGGAGGCUUUUGGGUUAUCUGAAGUAAACCAACUAGCUGCUCUGAACUCAUCUGACCGGACAGAUGGAAGAAUUACAGUCACACAAGAAAGCUGUGAGGAGAAUCUGGAAAUAAUUUUCAGCACUAAGAGGCAUGUUACUGAUGAGACUCUGCCAGAUGAACUUAAAAAAAGCCGAGUGGAGGAGGAUAAGGAAUUGAAGGAGGAAGAGGUGGCAGGACUUGAAGCUGCAGAGGUGGGACCAGAGAGGACAGAAGAGAAGAGGAAAAAUGCAGAGCCAGUAAUUGAUGAAUAUGUCAUUGAUUCUUCCCCUCCUCCACCUGCACCAUUUGAACACCGUCUAGUCACAACCAAAACUCACCAGAUUACAAGUUACUACACUAUCAAUAAAGAGGAAGUUCUUGGAGGAGGACGCUUUGGCAUGGUCCACAAAUGUGUAGAGAAAUCUUCAGGCCUCGUAUUAGCAGCCAAGAUCAUCAAAGCCAGGAGUCAGAAAGAGAAGGAGGUAGUGAAGUGUGAGAUUGAAGUGAUGAACCAGUUGAAUCAUGACAAUCUGAUCCAGCUCUACGCUGCAUUUGAAUCACGACAUGAAAUCAUUCUAGUGAUGGAGUAUGUUGAUGGCGGAGAGCUGUUUGACCGGAUCAUAGAUGAGAACUACAAGCUGACCGAGUUGGACACGGUGCUGUUCAUCAGACAGAUCAGUGAAGGGCUUCAGUAUAUGCACAAGAUGUACAUAUUACACCUUGACCUAAAGCCAGAAAACAUUCUCUGUGUCAGUCGACAAACUAACAAGGUGAAAAUAAUUGACUUUGGGCUCGCAAGGAGAUAUAAACCUAGGGAGAAGUUGAGGGUGAACUUUGGUACACCUGAGUUCCUGGCUCCUGAAGUCAUCAACUAUGAAUUUGUCUCAUUCCCAACUGAUAUGUGGAGUUUAGGUGUCAUCACUUACAUGCUGCUCAGUGGCUUGUCUCCGUUCCUGGGUGAGGAUGAUAAUGAGACACUAAAUAACAUCCUGGCAUGUCAGUGGAGUUUUGAAGAGGCAGAAUUUGUCGACAUCUCUGAGGAGGCCAAAGAUUUCAUCUCACGCCUGCUCGUGAAGAGCAAAAGUUGGAGAAUGAGUGCAUCCCAGUCCCUAAAACACCCAUGGCUUUCAGACCGAGCCCUUCACUACCAUCUGCGCCAUAAGAAAAACAAGUGUCAUUCUUCACAUGCCCCUCCUCCAGAGGGAUAAACAGAAGUGAUCAUUGGAUCUCCUGGCGCCUUGGUGACACACUGGACCAAUACUGUUGUAUAUUAAUAUUACAAUAUAUGUCAUAUAUUGACUGUAAAAUGUUUAUUAACUUCUUACCUCAACUUUAAGCUAAAACAGCAUAUACACAUGAAAUGUACAGUCCUCCACAAGAAUAUUUCUCAAUUUUUUAAAUGGUGGCUAUUUAUGGCUCUGUGAGGAACUUGCCCUGUGCCCCAGUCCUGGUUUAAGUGGAAUUUAACUGUCUGGUGGCUGUCCUCUUAUGAAAAAUUACUAUAUACAAAUAAUACUCCAGUGAUUUGGUCUUGUAUGUGCACUUUAUAAUAGCCCAGGACUUUGGAAAAUAUGUGAAUGACUAAGAGUGCAACAGAAAUCAUCAUUCAUACUCUAUACGCACAAAUGUAUUGAGUCUUAUCAUGGUAAUGUUCUGUGCAUCAUUGGUUUAUGGUAACAUUUAAUUUGCAUAAUAUUUAUGAAGGUAUUAGAAUUCACAAAGGAAACAGUACUGUAUUUUACACUUGAAAUUCUAGCAUCCUUGAUGUUAAAAUCCCUAAAAAUAAUCUGUCAUUUUGAAUGUAAUGUCUUUUCUGCUGAUUUUCAUGAAGUUUAAGUGUCACGAGUUUGGAGUUUGUCUGUGUGCAUGUAGCUACUUUUGUCUGACACAAACAGGGGCGCCCCCAAGGGGUGGCCACCCCUGUAUAAACUCUGGCCACCCCUGUGGCCACCCCUAGGAUGAUUUGCAGUGGGUACUAUUCAUUUAAAUGCAGAAUGUAAAUUCACAAUAGUUUAAGAAGUGAAAAAAAAAUACAGCACCUGCUGCAGCCACAGUUUUGAGUCUCUGAGCAACAUUAAAGUGCUUCGUUCCUGAAUGAAUCAACCAUUUAAAUGAUUCGGUUCAAUCGCAAUGACUCACUUAUUAACAGUGACUCGCUGCCACCUAUUGGCGGUUUUAAUUUCACAUUUUAUGGAACCUUUUCAUUUUGAUAUGUGGAUCAAUUUUGUUUAUAAUGAUUGCAUUUGCUUGGUAGAAGCCCAAAUGCAAGUAUUUGACCAAAAAGAUGGUGCACACUUUUAGAAACAAUGGUGUAAAGGUAAAAAUAAAAUUUAUAAAAUCAGGUGUCAGCACAAUUAAACAUAAGAUAUCAGCAAAAUAACACUCAGCAAAAUAGUCUAAUAUCGUUAUCGAUAAAAUCCUAGAACUCACAGAGAUAUAACUUUUUGUCUACAUUGCAAACCCUUAAUUUUUUUUCCCUUUAUUUUAAUGUGCCACCCCAAAAUUUACUGUGGCCUCAUUUGGCCACCCCUGUUAAAAUUUUCUGGGGGCGCCACUGGACACAAAUAGCCAUGACCCAAAUACAGCUCUCACAUACCACAUUUUAUUCUACAAUUCCAUUUAGAGGGUUUCCCUUAGGGCAAAUAUAUUGUUCAAAAUGAGUAAUUCAGAAUCAUGAGCUCCAAAUGCUUUGCUAAUGCUGCUGACCUCACGUUAUUGUAUUGUUGGUGUAGAACUUUUUUUUUAAGCUGGAAAUUUGAGACUGGCUUCAAGACUGGCUGUUUAGGCAAUUAUAUGGUCUUGCUAACUCCUUCUCUUUGUUGUAGACAUCUCACCUUCCAUGAAGGCAAACAGAGAGAGAGAGAGAGAGAGAGAGAGAGAGAGAGAGAGGGAGAGAGAGAGAGAGAGAGAGAGAGAGAGAGAGAGAGAGAGAAAUUGAACACUAUACCUUCAAAAGUAUUGUAUGGUUCUAAGUAUAAAGGUAUUGUGGUUGAUCACCUUUCAAUCAUUUUUAAUUGAAAUGCUUUCACAAUAUAAUAAAUGGGGUGAAAU